Messenger RNA from Cheilinus undulatus (humphead wrasse), 848 nucleotides. RefSeq names its product transmembrane protein 125b (gene tmem125b). The coding region runs from base 82 to 795 and encodes 237 amino acids. NCBI's taxonomy places the organism in Eukaryota, Metazoa, Chordata, Actinopteri, Labriformes, Labridae. The transcript is spliced from 2 exons. The record is from RefSeq and is a predicted model, not a curated record.
AUGGGAUGCAGGUGGAUGGACAGUUAAACGUAACACUUUUCUAACACAAAUACUUUUGCCAGUUGGCCUGUCAUCAGCACCAUGCCUGAGCUGCAGACCUUCUACCAGACCCACCACAUCAUUCACCACACCCCAGGUCUUUACCUGGACCCCACCCUCUUACAGCGGCGAAUGCUUGAUGACCAAGUGGAGCUGUGGUGGUUCAGAGAUCCUCGCCGCUCCCUGUUGUGUUAUUGUGCCUCGGUGGUCCUCAUUAUGGGUCUGGGCCUGGGUGGCGUGGGCCUCCUCUCCACAACCACCAGCCUGUCGGGGGAGUGGCGCCUCGGGGUAGGCACCACGCUCUGCCUCUUAGCCCUGGCUGUUCUGCUGAAGCAGCUUCUGAGCUCCGCCAUCCAGGACAUGAACUGUGUGCGCAGCCGGCGACGCAUCGAGCAGAUGAAGAGCGGCGGGAGGGCGGACCCUGCGCUCAUCUUAGCAGUGGGCGUGGCUGUGAUGCUCUGUGGGACCGUUCUGCUCUUCGUGGCCACGACGGGUGGCAGAGGUCAUGACAGGAAGGAGAUGUUGGCGUCCAGUCUGGUGCUGCUCGCUGCUGGAGCAGGAAUGGCUCUUGCAGUGUUUGGCUACAGUUUGCUUGUCUACCUGAAGAGAAGACAGGAGGAGAGGAGGAGGAUGAUGAUGAGGAUGAACAGAGCGAGGAUGCUGGGGAGCCGAGCGGUCAGAGUGUUCAGUGUCUCAGCAGGGCAGAUGAGCCCGGUCAGGAGAGACAUGUCCUCCAGCAGGAUCAGUCUCAUCUGAACAAACUGAAUGACCAAAAUCACAACCUCUGAGGUUAAAAGCCUCUGCAGAAG